Daucus carota subsp. sativus is the source of this 1229-nucleotide messenger RNA. Its product is annotated as ASI1-immunoprecipitated protein 1-like. The coding region runs from base 163 to 771 and encodes 202 amino acids. The record is from RefSeq and is a predicted model, not a curated record. The transcript has 5 exons. Lineage: Eukaryota; Viridiplantae; Streptophyta; Magnoliopsida; Apiales; Apiaceae. Gene Ontology annotation, molecular function: RNA binding.
UGUGAACCACUGCUAGCCGCUGUAAAAGUGAAACACAAUCACCGUUCUCUCCUGUCGCUUGCGAUCGGCGAACCUCUCCGCGUUGUUCAAGGAGAAUAUGUUGCUACAUUGUGGUGUUCGGUGUUCUGUGAUUUAGGUUCUUCAUAUAGACUUUUUACUGCUAUGGACCCAUCUGCUGAAGAUAAGUAUAAAGAGGAGUAUGCUGCUUUCAAAGAGAUGGUGAAGAGGACUGUUUAUCUUGACAACUUGAGACCUCAAGUCACUGAUGCAGUUAUAAGAACUGCACUUGAUCAAUUUGGUAAGGUGGUCAAGGUCCAGUUGGUUUCCAACUUGAUAGGCCCCGAGAAUAUCUCAUCUGCUGCUUUAGUAGAGAUGGAAAAUGCAGAGCAAGCUAAUCAAAUCAUAACGGAAUUGGCUUCUUAUCCGUUUAUGAUAUCUGGGAUGCCAAGGCCUGUAAGGGCAAUUGCUGCUGAGAUGGAGAUGUUUGAUGAUUGCCCAAGGAAGCCAGGUGGACGGAUACAGUGUCGCUGGUUGAAUAAAAAGGAUCCUGAUUUUGAGGUAGCGAUGAAGAUGAAAAGUGCGGUUCUAAAACAUGCUUCUGAGGCUACAUCCCUACUCCAGCAUCAACUUCUGGCAGAAGAAAAUAUUCAUAAGAAGCAAGCAGAGUCCCUGAAAGCAAACCACAAGAAGCUUGAGCUGAUUGAAAGAGCUUUAUCAGAUGGGACUGCUAAGAAGUUAGGAAGCUGCUACAACAUAAACAUACACGAUUAGGGUAUAGGUCUGAUGAUAGAGAUAAAUGGGAAAUCAAGAUAGCAGAGUAUUCGUGAAAUAGUUCUUCUUUGGACCUGAAAGGGUAAGAGGCUGAUCUCUAACAGUGCAGAGGAAAAUUUUAAGUAUGUCUGACGUAAUGUUUUAUGUAGCAGUAACGGAUUAAAACCAAUAGCCUAAGUAACGCAGAUUAGUCUUGGAUGAGCUCCACUAUUGCUGUGGCUUUCAUGCAUUCAGAAAAUAUUUUGCUAUCUGCUCUUAUACUUGCUAAAACGUGUUAUCUUUACACUCUUUGUGCCGCCUUAUGGUGGCUGUUACUAUAACUUUAGCUUGUGAAGUCAUUAUGCCUUUUUGUGGUGGUAAACAGAAGUACAUACCGGUGCUAAUGUUGCUUUAUAGAAUCACAGAAUGAUACAAUUUGUAUUAUGGUAUUCUAAAGCAAAGUUUCAGUGCUUAAUCAA